Messenger RNA from Fusarium graminearum PH-1, 686 nucleotides. RefSeq lists its product as uncharacterized. The record is from RefSeq and is a predicted model, not a curated record. NCBI's taxonomy places the organism in Eukaryota, Fungi, Ascomycota, Sordariomycetes, Hypocreales, Nectriaceae. Gene Ontology annotation, biological process: proteasome assembly; double-strand break repair via homologous recombination; mRNA export from nucleus. The transcript has 3 exons. Gene Ontology annotation, cellular component: proteasome regulatory particle, lid subcomplex; proteasome complex. The coding region runs from base 112 to 372 and encodes 86 amino acids.
CCACAAUCCAUCUUUACACCAUCAGCUAAACACACAAACCAUCAUACUUCCAGCCAUUCUUACUACUCGUCACGACAGCAUUUCAAUUGCUGUGAAUACACACUCUUCAUCAUGACGUCGACAGACCCCAAGACCACCGAUGACAAGCCUGUCGAGCAAAAGCCAGAGCAAAAGCCCGCCGCCCUCGGCGAGGACGACGAGUUUGAGGACUUCCCUGUCGAUGACUGGCCCGAGGAUCAGACCGAGGCUGCUAAGGGUAGCGGCGAGACCAAACAUCUCUGGGAAGAGAGCUGGGACGACGACGAUACAAGCGAUGACUUCUCACAACAGCUCAGGGAGGAACUGAAGAAGGUCGAGGCAAAACGCCGAUAGAAUCACGACGACGUACAUACCGCGACAAGCCGGGCAACUCCCGUGCUUUCAUUCCCAUCAACAUCUGAUAACCCAACGACGGGACACCUCGAGAAGUGUCAAAGGGGCGAGGACAAUAUGGCGGCUUAGGAAUAUCCAUCAUUGACGGAAGAAGGUAAAGAUGCUGCGACUGUAUCUGUACGCCAGUGCCGUAGAUGCAUGAUGGCAAGAUGUGGACUGGUCAGACAAGCCCGACCCCGGGUGGGGGAAAGCAGCAAGACAGGGCAACAACUCAUAUAUCAGUCAAAAACGAAUAAUUAUGACGACCUCGAUAA